Molecule: messenger RNA, 1342 nt
Organism: Salpingoeca rosetta
Lineage: Eukaryota; Choanoflagellata; Craspedida; Salpingoecidae
Exons: 4
Coding region: 309-959 (216 amino acids)
Biological process (GO): negative regulation of cell migration
Cellular component (GO): cytoplasm
Molecular function (GO): protein binding
Source: RefSeq, a predicted model, not a curated record
UUUAUUCUCGUUCAACUUGUUUUUCCCACAACCACCAACCAGCCGACAGCACAAGAGUAGUUUAGUCGCGUCUGUUUUGGUUGUUUGGGUGGUUUGCUGGAUGCACCACACUCCACACACACCCUGCCACACACCCUGCCACACACGCUGCCACACACGCUGCCACACACGCUGCCACACACGCUGCCACACACGCUGCCACACACACUCCACACACACUCCACACACAGAGUACACACACACUCUCCACACACCCUGCCACACACGCACACACACACACACAGACACACUGCACACCAUCACCAACCAUGUCCUUUCCAAAGGUGAGGGCGUUGCAUGAUUACACGGGCCGGAGCGAGAUGGAGCUGUCGUUUAAGAAAGGCGACGUGAUCACCGUGCUGGAGAUUCGCGAUGGCGACUGGUGGGAGGGUGAGCUGGACGGCAAGGAAGGGUUUGUGCCAGCAAGAUAUGUGGAGCACGCACCAACAUGGUUCUAUCCGGCAUCCGCAGAGGACGGCGGCCACGGCAAGGCAAACAGCGCAGAUGCAGGGGGUGACAGCGACACCGACCAUGACGACAGCGAGGAUGAGGAGCGGGACGCGCCGCCCCCGCCGCCACCGGCACCAGCCGGAACUGCCGAUUCGCGACGACAGAUGCCAACGCCCAUGCGACACCUUCCACCCGACAGGCCCAACCUCGCCAAGGCCGUGAUGAUGCAUCACACGAAACACAAGCACGACGUGAGCACCUCACACAAGGCUGGCUUGCACGAGUUCCAGCGUGCCGUGUCCAAUGUCAGGAACAAGAAGCCCCAAACCACUCCAAGCGAGUCUGAGCUCGCGGCUGUGCUUCGCCGUCGCAACGAAGCCACCACCCUUGCACAGAUGGAGGAAGCGGAAAAGGAGCGCAUGCCAGAAUUGCAACGCCGCUUUUCCCAGCGGUUUCGAGACCAAUCAUAGCACAUGUACACACCUGUUGCGCGCCCUUUCUCGCUCGCUUGCCUGUUUCCCUGUGUUGUAAAAUCACGUGUCACGCCCAUCACACUUGUUUGUUUGUGUUGCAUGGCGAGUUUGCCGCUUCUUGUCCACACGUGCCCAUGAUCACUGCUCUGUCCAUAGCCACUCCCUUGUCUUGCUUCGUUUACCGCCUUUGUAGGUGUACGUGUGUACGUGUGUUGUCUGUGCUGUGUGUUGUGCGAGGCUGCGUGUGCCUUGCCGUUGUUGUUGUUGUUGUUGUUGUUGUUGUUGUUGUUGUUGCCGAAGGCGAAUUGACUGACCACUAAAUGAUAUCGACCAGCAUCAUGGCCGCUGACGUUCCAAAUUUGUGUUUGAUGUGAGACGAC